Molecule: messenger RNA, 7341 nt
Organism: Amphiprion ocellaris (clown anemonefish)
Lineage: Eukaryota; Metazoa; Chordata; Actinopteri; Pomacentridae
Gene: kif5aa
Product: kinesin family member 5A, a
Exons: 29
Coding region: 426-3554 (1042 amino acids)
Biological process (GO): microtubule-based movement
Molecular function (GO): ATP binding; microtubule motor activity; microtubule binding
Source: RefSeq, a predicted model, not a curated record
CUGUGGCGGCAGAAAGCAGGCCGAUCUUCAGCAGCUGUACCUCACUGCCCUUCCAGCAGCAUCUCACCUUCAACCGGCCGGACGCGCAAACGAGACGAACCCGAACCGGAGCUCCAGAACAAAACACCAGAACGCAAUCAGCACCAGAAGAAGACUCAUCCCAUAAUGUAGGGGGUCGUCCUGCGCUUUUUCAACAUCUAAUCUAGAGCCUGCCCGCCUCACUGCGACACGGAAACAACAUCCAGCUGCGCAUACAUUCAUUCCAGCCUCCCUCAGAUCGCAAGGACAAAAAAAUCUCCUCUGAGGCGUUUUACGCGUCAAAGGACGGAAAGAAUCUGCGCGCAUCUCGUCUCCAGAUCGGGCCUCAGCCUCUCAGCCUCCAGCAGCACCUUCCUCCUCCUCCUCCUCCUCCUCCAAUCUGCGCCAUGGCCGACGUCCCAGCGGAGUGCAACAUCAAGGUGCUGUGUCGCUUUCGUCCCCUGAACCAGUCGGAGAUCCUCCGCGGGGACCAGUUCGUGCCCAAGUUCCAGGGAGACGACACGGUGCUGGUCGGGGGGAAGUCCUACAUGUUUGACCGAGUGUUUCCCACCAACACCACCCAGGAGCAAGUCUACAACACCUGCGCCAAGCAGAUUGUCAAAGAUGUGCUGUGUGGAUACAAUGGCACUAUCUUCGCUUACGGACAAACCUCCUCCGGGAAGACUCACACCAUGGAGGGCAAACUCCACGACCCUCACCAGAUGGGCAUCAUCCCUCGCAUCGCUGAGGACAUCUUCAACCACAUCUUUGCCAUGGAUGAAAACCUGGAGUUCCACAUCAAGGUUUCCUACUUUGAAAUCUACAUGGACAAAAUCCGUGAUCUUCUGGAUGUGACUAAGACCAACCUGUCCGUCCACGAGGACAAGAACAGGGUGCCGUAUGUGAAGGGAUGCACCGAGCGCUUCGUCUCCAGCCCAGAUGAAGUCAUGGACGUGAUCGAUGAGGGAAAGUCCAACCGCCACGUCGCUGUGACCAACAUGAACGAGCACAGCUCUCGCAGCCACAGCAUCUUCCUGAUCAACAUCAAGCAGGAGCACGUGGAGACGGAGCAGAAGCUGUGUGGAAAGCUCUACCUGGUGGACCUGGCUGGCAGCGAGAAGGUGAGUAAGACCGGAGCUGCAGGAGCCGUCCUGGAUGAGGCUAAAAACAUCAACAAGUCUCUUUCUGCUCUGGGAAACGUCAUCUCUGCCCUGGCAGAGGGAACGAAAAGCCACGUUCCGUACCGUGACAGCAAAAUGACCCGCAUCCUGCAGGACUCGCUGGGAGGAAACUGUCGCACCACCAUGUUCAUCUGCUGCUCCCCCUCCAGCUACAACGACGCCGAGACCAAGUCCACGCUGAUGUUCGGACAACGAGCCAAGACCAUCAGGAACACCGCCUCCAUCAACCUGGAGCUGACGGCCGAGCAGUGGAAGAGGAAGUACGAGAAGGAGAAGGAGAAGAACAAGAGUCUGAAGGACACCAUUCAGAAGCUGGAGACUGAGCUGAACCGCUGGAGGAACGGAGAGGACGUCCCUGAGACGGAGCAGACCACUGCAGACAUGGUGACCCGGAUCGAGUCGGUGGAGGACCGUCCCAUCCUGGACAACGACACGUCCUCCAUCGUGGUCCGCAUCUCUGAGGAGGAGCGGCAGAAGUACGAGGAGGAGAUCCGCAAGCUGUACAAGCAGCUGGAUGACAAGGACGAUGAGAUCAACCUUCAGUGCCAGUUGGUGGAGAAACUGAAGCAGCAGAUGUUGGACCAGGAUGAGCUCCUGGCCUCGUCCCGUGGUGACGGCGAUAAGGUCCAGGCUGAACUGGGCCGGCUGCAGGUGGAGAGCGACUGCGCCAAGGCCGAGGUGAAGGAGGUGCUGCAGGCCCUGGAGGAGCUGGCCAUCAACUACGACCAGAAGAGCCAGGAGGUGGAGGAGAAGGGCCUGCAGAACCAGCUGCUGGCCGACCAGCUGGCCCAGAAAAUGGCCAGUCUGAUGGAGCUGGAAGCAGAACUGUCUCGUAUGCAGGAAGUGAGCGGUCAGCAGAGGAAACGCAUCGCCGACGUCCUCAACGGGCUGAUGAGGGACCUCAGCGAGUUCAGCACCAUCGUGGGCAACGGGGAGAUCAAGCUGCCGGUGGAGAUCAGCGGUGCCAUCGAGGAGGAGUUCACCGUGGCUCGCCUCUACAUCAGUAAGAUCAAGUCGGAGGUGAAGAGCAUGGUGAAGCGCUGCCGGCAGCUGGAGAACAUGCAGCUGGAAUGCCACCGCAAGAUGGAGGAGACGGGCAGGGAGCUGUCCUCCUGCCAGCUGCUCAUCUCCCAGCAUGAGGCGAAGAUCCGCUCUCUGACAGAGUACAUGCAGAGCGUGGAGCAGAAGAAGAGGCUGCUGGAGGAAAGCCACGACUCCCUGAGCGAGGAGCUGGCCAAGCUGCAGGACCAGGAUAACUCCAUCAUGGAGGAGAAGGAUGGAGAGAAGGGAGAGACCGAGGACGGAAAUGUGAAGAAAACGAUCCGUCAGCAGAGUGAGAAUCACCGCGGCCUCCAUCACAAGCAGCUGGCCCGCCUCCGGGACGAGAUCAACGAGAAGCAGAGGAUCAUCGAUGAACUCACCGAUCGUAACUCCAAGCUGGAGCUGGAACUUGCUCAGGUUCGUGCCGACUUUGAGCGUCUGAAGAGUCAGGACAGCACCAAGAGCGAACGCCUGGAGGAGCUGUCAUUCCUGCAUGAGCGCCAUGAGCAGACCAAACAGGACUUGAAAGGUCUGGAGGAGACCGUCGCCCGUGAACUCCAGACCCUCCACAACCUGCGCAAGCUGUUCGUUCAAGACCUCACGUCGCGGGUUAAAAAAAGUUCCGAAAUGGAACCUGAUGAUAGCGGGGGGUCUUGCACCCAGAAGCAGAAGAUUUCCUUUCUUGAGAAUAACCUGGACCAACUUACAAAGGUUCACAAACAGCUGGUUCGUGACAAUGCAGAUCUGCGCUGUGAGCUUCCAAAGCUGGAGAAACGUCUUCGGUCUACUGCUGAGAGAGUUAAGGCCCUGGAGACUGCACUGAGGGACGCCAAGGAGGGCGCCAUGAUGGACCGCCGCCGCUACCAGCAGGAGGUCGACCGCAUCAAAGACGCCAUGAGGGCCAAGAACGCCUUGAGGCGCCCCCAUGCAGCACAGAUCGCCAAACCAGUGAGACCAAAGCAGCUGCCGGUUUGCUCUCCCACCAACCCGUUCUACACCUACAUCCGAGCCACCGAACAUGCCAACACCUACAGCAACGCCCUGUUCCAGAGCAACAUGACGCAGCAGAGCUCCUCCAGUGCCAGCAGCAACCCCAACUCUGUCCAGAGCAACACAGUUUCCACAGCGCUGGGCUACAGAGCAGGAAGAUAUAACGGAGACAUACUGGAGUCGUAUCCUCUCAACAUCGACAACGGUAACAGCAUCAGUGAAACCAGAGACAUCAAUGAUAACAGGAGUGACGUUCACUGCGGCAGCGAGGUGGACGAUUCAAACAGGCACUACAUCAUUCAGCAGGAGACCGCUGCAAGUUAAUGCCAUGAAGACGACCAAACACUGUACCUGUCCGAGGACCCUCCCCUCCCAUCUGCAUGCAGCCCGUCCCCCCAUCCCUCCACCACCAUGAAGAUGAAGAUCUGUAGCCCUGUAGUCUUCUGAUUAGAUCAAGCCCCUCCUGCUCCUGUGGUGACCACUCUUGCCCUCAGGUUUGGAGUCCCGUCCCUUCCAGUUCCAUCGGUGCAGGAAGUCGAUUAAACCGUUUUUUUUUUUUUAAAUGACUGAGCACUAAAUCAACCCUCUGGUCCCUCGCUGUCACCGGAUCCUCCUGCUGUUGAUUACCCCCUGUGGUGUUUGAACUGAAACUGGACGGGCCCCAUUCCUGAUCACUCACAUGUUGUAAAUACUAGCGCCGUACGCUCCGCUAGAGGUUUUCUGACCAGCAACCGUCCCCAUCGCCUGCACACACCUCCUCCAGGACACCGUGUGGAUGACAUGCUACAGGCAGACGUGACCUUUUUCUCCGCCGUAAAUAAGAGCGUAACACCAGCUUGUAACAGAAGAUCUGUGUGCAUGUCGCUUAGCGGGUUAGCUUUCAAACCUUUGCAUGUGUCGUGAUUCCAGCGCGGAGAAGGUAUGCUGCCGCUGAAGUCUGAUGGACUUCGACAGAUGCCAGAGAGAGAAACCUGUUUCCCCUCGAUCCCGAUCCCGGUCUCAGCGCUUCGGAUCUUCUGUUUUAGAGCAGAUUUGAAUCCAGGACUGGGUUGUUGUGACAGGACAAACAAGCUCAACUUUUAGUUUAAUACAGGGGUGUCAAACUCAUUCAGGUUCCACAUUCAACCCAGUCUGAUCUCCAGUUAUCAGGACCAGUAAAAUCACAGCAUAAUAACCUAUAAAUAACCACAACUCCUAAUGGUUCCUUUGUCUUAGUGCAAAAAAGUUCAAAUUAAAUUAACUAUCUUUUUACAAAACAUCAUAAACAACCUGAAAUUUCUGAAGAAAAAUAAGUUCAAUUUCAACAACAUUCAGCCUCCGUUGAUCAAAACAAGGAAAGUCAGACAAAAAAAGACAAUAAACAGCAAAAAUAAGACAAAAUAUUACAAAAGAUGAGACAAACAAAACGAAACAAAACAAAAAAGAGACAAAAGAUCAGACGAAUUAGUUACAAAGCGACAAAAACAUGAGACAAAUGACAAAAGUCAGACAAAAAAGACAACUGAAAUGAGACAAAAUAUUACAAAAAUGAGACACUAAACAACAAAAGGACAAUCUAGUAUUUUACUUUAUGAUCUAAACAACUUGUCAUGGUCUAGAAAUGAUUUUAAAUUUAUAGUUUUACUAAUUUACAAUCUGCAGUUAAUGUCUUCUCUGGAAUUUUUACACUUUGAGGGCCGGAUUGAACCCUCUGGAGAACCACUUUUGGCCCACGGGCCUCAUGUUGGACACCCCUGUUUUAACAGACGAAGAGUCGUGCGAGGGAGUCCGGUCUGUACGGAGGAAUCAUUGUGAAGUUGCAGCUGUAAAUCAACGAUGCUCACAUUUAUUAACGUCCGUCUACUUACCAAGCCUUAACCAGAACUGAACUCUCCCAGUCAGACUAACAUCCAGCAUCUGUAAUUACUACCUCUAGAGCUGCUCAUUAGACGCCACUACUGCACUAUUCUAAUCCCAGAGUUUAUACUGAAAGCUUCGAGAAACUGUAAGUAGAUUUAAACGCUCCUAUCUCUGCUGUAGCUAUCUUCUCCUGCCAGUAUAUUCACCUCCUCUCUCUGUCGUGUUAUAAGAUCAGAGGAAACGGUGCUCGGGAGAGUUUCUUUAACCCUCCUGUUGUCUGCACCCAAAAAAUAUUGUUUCUUUGUCUGAAAAAAAAAUCCAAAAAUUGAGCAAAAAAAUUCCCCCAAUUUCUGAAAAUUUGCAAAACCUUCAGGAAGUUUCCCUUAAAAGUUUUAUAUAUAAAAAAAAAUAUCCCCCAAAUUUGGCAAGAAAAUUCUUGUAAAUAUUUUCAAAAAAUGAGUAAAAACUUCCAAAAAAAAUCCUAAAAAUAUCCACAGUGAUUCCAUAUAUAUCAGUAAAAUCUGUAAUAUUUUCUUUAAGAACAUUCACAUAAAAAUCAACCCAAAUCCAGUGAAAAUCACUGGAUUUGGGUUGAUUUUUUGGUGAAUGUUCUUAAGAAACAUUUUUAACUUUUCUUUUUUUCCACCAAAAAAUGUUCAAAGAUUUUCCAAAAAUGUUGAAAAUGUGGACAUCAGAAGUUUCACUGUGAAAAUAUUUUUUUCCCCACAUUUUCAAACUUUAAAAUGGGUCAAUUUUGACCCGCAGGACGACACGAAGUUUAAGAAGAAGAGUAACAGAAGGUUUUAAACUUUACGAGUGACGUUGUCUAUGUCUCAUAUUUUGGUUGUAAACAUAAUUAAAGUCAUAUUUAGGACUGUCAGGAUGAUAUUUGGUGGUUUUAGAGAGUUUUUAGAGGUGAGUUUCCAGCUGAGCAGCCACCAGUUUGGGAAACUAGUCGCCAGGUCGUGUUGCUGUUCUUCUGCUACGAAUCCUGACCAGCCAAUCAGGAUAGAGGAAAGCAGCACGACUUAGAUUGGAGAUGAAGGAAAAAUGAACUGAAUUAAAGGACGAAUGAGCAUUCAAGCAUGUAGCAAAACAAACAACAUUUACAAGCAAGAAAGAGUUCGUUUUAAAUUUCAUUUCAUUGCCUUUUGACCUGAUUGCAGUCACCUGGAACUGAACCAUAGAGGAUUUUACUUAAUGAUCAAAACGACAAAAGUCAGAAAAAAAGAGACAAAAUAUUACAAAAAUGAGAAACAAAAUGACAAAAAUGAGGCAAAUGACACAAAAUAAAAUUAGUAAAGAGACCAAAAAAAAUUGACAAACAAGUUACAAGGCAGCAAAAAAAAAGGAAAAAUGGAAAAAAUGACAAAAGCGAGAAACAAAAUGACAAAAAAAGUAGACAAACAACACAAGCCAGACAAAAAACCACAAAAGGACACAAACAAUACACAAAGCAACGAAUAAAGCAAAACACAAAAUGACAAAAAUAAGACAAAAAAACACAAGCGAGACAAAAAGGAAACACAAAAUGACAAAACAAUGAACAAUCUAGUAUUUUAGUUUCUGAUCCAAACAACUUGUCAUGGUCUAGAAAUGAUUUUAAAUUUAUAGUUUUACUAAUUUACAAUCUGCAGUUAAUGUCUUCUCUGGAAUUUUUCCACUUUGAGGGCCGGAUUGGACCCUCUGGAGGACCGCUUUUGGCCCGCGGGCCUCAUGUUGGACACCCCUGAUGUAAAGAACCAUCUCUUCCUGUCGCUCUCACUGGCAUUAACGGCAUCUCAGGGCUUCACAUUCACGCCUCCAUCGUCUUCCUCCUCUAACGUGGUGAUUUUUCCCAUCAGGUCAGUGUCUCCUUUUCAAGGCUCAGCAGAGGAAUAGAAAAUACAGAAAAUACUGUACAUAUACAACAUUUCCAUCCCACCACAUGGAACAACCCUGCAGACCCUCUACCUGACAUCCUGUUUUAAGUGUAAUAAACCUGAAUAUGGGGGGAGUGUGUACUAUAUCUGUCUGAUUUCAACAUAUCUUAAAAAAUACUUGUGCUCUAUAUUGUUAAUCUUGUAAGUACGAUAAUAGCAGCGUGAGAUGCAGAGAGAAAGGUGCACGCUGGCUUUGUUCAGAGACAUGUUUGUUUGAUUUCUUUCUGUAUGCCUAUACUGUAGCGUCAGACAUGAUUACUUCUGUAUAUAUCCUGUAGACUCAUCACUAUGCUGUACUGGAUGUGAACCACUGUGUUGUAGUAAAACCUUCAAUAAACUUAUAGAAAGGA